AUGAUCUCUCCUCUCAACGUCCCGCGCAGCGUGCCUGAUUAUAUCCCUUCUCCACACAACAGUGGCUCGCCGUCUCCCAACACCCAACUCUCGUCGCAGAACCAGUCGCAUCCGAUUUCUCCACCAAAGACCAGGUCUGCGAGCGCCGAGGAAGAUAGCGCGGCUCUGGUAGAGGACUGGAGGGCAUACACCCAGAAACUAAGGAGUCAGAGUGAAGGUGAGAGAGCACACAUGGCUGCAGACCGAGCGAGGAUGGAGGAAGUCAUGGCAGAAGAACGAGCACUGUGGGAUAAAGAGCGUGAUCUAUUGAAGGCUCGCAUCCUAGAAUUGGAGGCGGAACUAGGGAAGAGUGGAAACCAGGCGCGAAUCCCACAUCCCAUCACCCACAGACAACCCAUCUUCGGCUUCACGAGUCCUGGAUCGAAUCCCGUAUCAGUAGCUGGCAGUAUCGAUAGUGUGCACUCGCGGACCGUUCCGCAAGAAUCGGGAAGGAAUGCUGACGGUAGUCCAUUCUAUGCGCCUGCUCCGAGGAAUCCUAGUCGAACCUUUGAUCCUUCCGAGAACACAGACCUGAGGGUUGACGAUGUCCAUGCGCCACGAGAGACCGCGAUUUGUGUUACCAGCAAGGAGCUUACGUCUUCAGACUUCAUUCAGUCUCCGCCAAGCACUCAUGAUCUGGAAGCUAUUCACGAAGCACCUGCUGAGAGUAUCGAUAUCUCACAUAUUCAACCUGAAUUAGAAGGAGUCCUUAUCAAAGCCUCAGCUGUUGAUCCUACUUUCGCUGCCAAGGUCUUAAGCCCACGGCGAUCACCACUGAAGCUCUCGCCGGACAUUAAACCGCCUCCGCGAGAUAUCACGAAUCUGAGCAGAAGCAAUUCCAAGGAAGAGAAGCAAAAGAAGACUCUGGAAGUCGUCACUCAGCCGGAGAAUAGGAGGUUAACAAUGCAUGCUGGCCAUACGCCAAAUCACUCCAUCUCCAAGUUCUCGUUCUUGGGUGCAGAUGGUGAGAGCGGUGGCGCUACGCCAACACAAGAACAUCACACAAAGAUCGAGAGAGUGCAUCGGCCUUCUAUUGCUCCUCCUGAUGAGUACGUUCCGGAAACUGUCGAGGAUGAACCGGAGGAAGACGAUCACGGGGAUAGAGAACUUUCAGGUCCACUGGGAUUGACCACCGAUACGGUGAAGAACGACGCUUUUCUGGAGAAGUUGGUAGAGAAACUGGAGGAAGCGAGGAAGAGUGCCGAUGUCAGUCCCAGUAAUGAUCCCGAGGAUAGCAGAGCCAGCAUCGGUCCCCCGCCAAGGUCGACCUUAGACGAAGACGAUGACGAGAAAGACGAUGUUCCGGUUUUGAGAUUGAAGCCGAGUGUCAAUUUCGGACGGCCACUGGGGAGCAUGUGA
Mollisia scopiformis is the source of this 1398-nucleotide messenger RNA. RefSeq lists its product as uncharacterized. Lineage: Eukaryota; Fungi; Ascomycota; Leotiomycetes; Helotiales; Mollisiaceae. The transcript has a single exon. The record is from RefSeq and is a predicted model, not a curated record. Bases 1 to 1398 code for a protein of 465 amino acids.